AUGCUGCCACGUGGCUGCCUACCACUGCUGUUGACGGUGCUGAGCGUCUUUGCGGCUUGUACUGCGCUGGCCGACUAUGGUCCACGCGAUGCAGUGGUAGUGCUCACGGAGAAGAACUUUGAGAAGGAGGUGCUGCAGAGUCCGGACUAUUGGCUUGUCGAGUUUUAUGCUCCUUGGUGUGGACAUUGCAAGCAGCUCGAGCCCGAGUUCAAGGCAGCGGCCAAGAAACUGAAGAAACACGCUCGACUGGGUGCUGUUGACGCAACGGCUUACCAGCAGUUGGCACACAAGUACCAGAUCAAGGGGUACCCGACGAUCAAAGAGUUUGGUGCGAAGAAGACACGUCCACAGGACUAUCGUGGCGGCCGCACUGCGCGAGACAUUGUGCAGUACGUGAAGAACUCACCCCAGGCAAAGAAGCUAGGAGUCAGCAGCGCCAAUAUUGCGACUCUCGCGUACGAGAAUGUGUAUGCGUUCUUGAACGCCGGUAAGCCGUCGGCUGUUUUCUUCGGCAGUCCCAAGAACGGCAAGAAGAGCUCCAAGACACCGCCGAAGUGGAUGAGCAGCUUGGCCGAGUCGUUCAUGGAAGGCACGAAGAAGAAAAGGAGCCCGAAGGUGCAAGUGGCGUAUGUGCCAGGAUCAGAUGGCCAGAUUGCCAACCACUUUGAGCUUGACGAAGACGCGCUGCCUACUGUCAUCUACGUGUACCCAGUCAGCCACAAGUACAUUGUGCUGGAGGGGAGUACCGUGAACGAAGCUAUCGCCAAGAAGUUUAUCGAUGACGCGUUGGCGAACACAGAAGCGGCCGAGGCGGAUGGGUUGCUGCCUCUGGUGCCGUUGUUCCCGUCGCCUGCACUGGCGAAGAAGAGACCCAUGGUUGCAUUGGAGGAACUGAACGUGGAAACCGUUGGUGAUUGCGUGGCGAACCGGAACAAGAUGUGCGUCGUGGUGGCGAAAGAGGACACGGAGUUGGCGCGCUCGCUAGCAAAGAAGUACCGCCGUGACCCGUUCGUGUUCUUGGCCAGUAAGCCGGACGCGCCGAUUUUCCAAGCUCUGACCAAUUUCGUUGGCGAGACUGCUGAAGUGAUUGUCAUGAGGUCCGGCCACACGAUGAAGUAUUUGGCCCUGCCCAGCGCGGGCGAUGAGAGCACUAUGUCGGAGUUCUUAGACAAGCUCAUUGACGGCACGACUCCGCUCUCGGCGGUCAGCGGUGACAUGCAAACUUUCGUCGCCGCGGUCACUGGCGCGUCGGUGGAGCACGAGGAACUGUAA
Hyaloperonospora brassicae is the source of this 1272-nucleotide messenger RNA. NCBI's taxonomy places the organism in Eukaryota, Oomycota, Peronosporomycetes, Peronosporales, Peronosporaceae. The record is from the annotation of a GenBank genome assembly.